Messenger RNA from Symsagittifera roscoffensis, 2555 nucleotides. RefSeq names its product calpain-7-like. Bases 9 to 2555 code for a protein of 848 amino acids. NCBI's taxonomy places the organism in Eukaryota, Metazoa, Xenacoelomorpha, Acoela, Convolutidae. The transcript is spliced from 11 exons. Gene Ontology annotation, molecular function: calcium-dependent cysteine-type endopeptidase activity. The record is from RefSeq and is a predicted model, not a curated record. Gene Ontology annotation, biological process: proteolysis.
GUUAGAAAAUGUCAUCUUUGCCUCCUCCAGAUCCAAACUCAGAUGACUUAAUUUCAGAAACGGAGGAGUCAGAAACUGAACAGUUGAAAUUUCUCUCUGAGAAAGUGGCUGAAAAUGCAAAAUUGGCAGUUGAUGCUGAUCGUAAGGGCGAGACUGAUUUCGCUUUCUAUCGUUACAUUGACGCUAUUGAGGCCUUAAAAUUGUUGUUAAUGCAUGUAAGCGGCGCCUCAGGAGGAACUGCGGUGUCGGCAAAUGUCCCGAGAGAUGACGGGGGAGCGAGAAUGAAUGACUCAGGUGCUGUUGAAAUGAUGAAGCGUAUGGAACAGUAUUUGACUCGAGCGGAAGAACUGAAACAGUCAAUGAAUAAACCUGCAGUUAUCAGAACUGAAGAUGAGAGGGUGCUGGAACAUGUGCGCAGUGUGUUGAGUGAGGCGAUGGACGAAGACGAGGCAGUAGAGUGGGACAGUGCAUUGGAACUGUACAGUGAAGUUCUGGACUUCGCGGGGCAGCUUUUGCAACAGAGGAGGGACAAAGGAGAAUUGGGGGAGCAGUUUGAAACUGAUCUGAAGAAACUAGUUCGCAUCGCGUUUGAGAGGGAGCGAGACAUCAAACAAAGCAAACUAGGACACGACAGAGUUCAGUCUACUUCGGUUGGUGCGGCUGCGAGUCGGGCCAAUGGAACUGCCUCCACCUUCACGGAAGAGGAGCUGCGAGUGCUUCAGCUGACAUCCACCAUCAACUGCCAGCUGUUCGUCCCAUUCGUUUCACAAGAUGCUGCCCAGCGCUUCUCAUCACGACAGAAAUUCAAAGAUCCCGACGGUCUGUUGACUCUGAAUGAGAAAAUGAGGCGCCAGUUCACUAAGUGGGUGCGGCCCAGUGACGUCAUGAGUCAGCCCCAGAUGAUCAUGCAGAUAUCUCCCUUCUCCCUCAAACAGACAGUGGUGCCCAACUGCAGCUUCGUGUCCGCACUCACCGUCUGUGCAAACUACGAAGCCAAAUGGAAAAAGCAGCUCGUUACAUCUAUCAUAUAUCCUCAGAAGAACAGAGUGCCUAUUUACAACCCAUCUGGAAAGUACAUGGUCAAGCUACACUUCAACGGCUGCAGACGAAAAGUCAUAGUGGACGACCUCCUUCCUUACAGCUGGCAAUUAAUGUGUGCUACAUCAACUAACAGGAAUGAACUAUGGGUGUCGAUAGUUGAAAAAGCAUUCUUGAAAGUGAUGGGCGGUUAUGAUUUUCCGGGAUCUAACUCCUCGGCUGAUCUAUAUGUCUUAACAGGCUGGGUUCCAGAACGCUACAACUUGAAGGACUCUUCGCUUUCAUCGUACAAGAGUCCGGAGGACUUUUUCGACAUGAUUCUGAAGUAUUUCAAAGCUGGAAACUGUCUCAUUAAUUUUGGAACAGGUGCUCUCACUAAUGAACAGGAAAAGAUGUUGGGACUUGUUACCCAACAUGGCUAUGCGUGCCUCGAUCUAGUGAACUACAAGGGCCGCCGGAUGGCUCUGCUGAAGAAUCCUUGGGCUCACACUAGCUGGAAGGGCGCCUUCAGCAAAGAGGACACAACUAACUGGACGAGGGAAAUGAAAAUGGCACUCAAUUUUGACCCGACUAGCUUGAAGUACGUCGACAACGGAGUUUUCUGGAUCUCAUUCGAAGACAUGAAGAGAUAUUACGACUCCUGUUCUGUCAGUUGGAACCCAGACUUCUUCCCACAUUGCCAGAUAUUCCACCGAACAUGGUCAUGCAACGAGGGUCCAAAGAAACAGAGCUAUUCACUAUCUAAGAACCCUCAAUACGUGUUAACGAUAGAGGUCAUAAGUCAGGCUACAGUUUGGCUUCUGUUGUCAAAGCACAUUACAAAAAAGAGUGACUUUGCGGAUAAUCAUAUCUACAUGGGCUUGGAGGUGUUCAAAAAGGGAGGCAAAAAGGUCUAUUAUGCAGAGAAGCCUCUGUUACAGAGUGUUCAGUCCAACGCCAUGAACACUCUUGUAAAGCUAAGAGAAACAUCGAAAGGUGUGCAUCACUACACAGUUGUCGUGUGUCAGUAUGAGAAGAGUGAAGAUCUACAUUACACUUUGAAAGUGUUCAGCAUUGUGCCUAUUGUGUCCAUGCGUGAGCUGCGUCCCCUCCCUCACCAGUACAGCAGCAGCGGACAGUGGGACCACUCCAAUUGCGGUGGUCCUCACGGGGACAAACCGAAUCCCUGCUACAGAGUUGAGAUCGGGUCUCCUAACAGCGAUGUCAAGUGUCGACUAGCAGUGGAACUGAAGGCGAGCAAGAACUUCGGAAUAUUCGUCCUGAUUGAAAAUGUUUCAUUGCAUCAUCGCAAGAACACGGAUGUUUUCAAACCAAUUUACCCGUCGAGUGGAGUGACGCGUGAGUACCGCAGUGCCUACUUUGUAUUCGACGAUACCAUCCAAUCUGGAGUAUACAAGCUGACUCUCUCGACUUACCAGAAGGACCUCACUGGGCCAUACAUUUUGGACAUAGCCUCCACUCUUCCCCUUAAAGUCACGCCUUCUAACGCAGUUUCUACGACGUCUAAAACCAAAUGA